AGUGCGUGUCUUGUGUAUUUUUAUCAUGAAAUGUGAUUAAGAAAGUUACACAUCUGUGUCUGUACGAUGUUAUUCAAAUUAAUUAACGUGCGCACGGACCAUGUCUACUGUGACUGCUGCAGCGGCGGCGGUGGAGCAACAUCAGCAACGCUUCAGCAGCAGCAGCAAAAGGAAAUCAGCGGUGGAAUUGCUAGCAGAAUCCAGGGCAGCUUUCUACGUCAAAUCGGAUAAGCUGAGAGAUCAGCCCGACCGAUACAUCACCGGCAGGGACGAGGAUCGGACUUCUUCGCACUAUGUUCUCGUGAGCCCAUCUCGCUCCUUGCCGCAUCCCUUACUGCCGCGCAGACAUUCUGCAUUCUCCAGACUGCCUCCAUUUUCCGGUAGCAGCGCCGAGAACAGUCCGAGUCCUCGGGGGCCCAAUAGCAGGACUACGCCCCCUCGGGUUCCAAAGUCUCUAAACGCAUCACCCAGGAACGCUGCACAAUUUAAUAACACUUUAAGUUAUCCAACGGACUUCGAUAUUAAGCAACAUAUCGAUAAUAGCGAUUUAACUUAUAACAAGAAUUCUAACAAUCUGGCUUAUAACAAGAAAUCAGAACCGUAUUUUGAAAAGAACUCUAGCGUGCUCUUUUCAAAUUUACCCUACAAGAAUAAGCGCAACAUCGGUGGUGCUUUUAAUAAUAAUGUUAGUUCAUCUGGCAAUACUCAUAAUGUGGUAGGAUACUCGCCAGCCGUUGGCAGUGUUGCCAGUGCUGCUGGUGACGAUUUACAAAACAAACUGAGGAAAUUGUUAGGCUGUGAAGUCACGGACAGGAGGAGGAGUUUAGGACGGAAGGGGCUGGAGGGCGAAAGUGGGCGCGAUUCCAUAAUAAAGGAACCGGGUGCAUUUCGUAGUGGCGUAGGAAGUUGUGAAGACUUAUUGCUGGGAGGGGCCAUCAGUCCGCCUGCUGAGUACGCUUCUUCACCACAGGUAUUGAGGUCUGCAAGAUAUAAGGGACACCAUCAGCACAAUUCUAGUAGAUCACAUCAUUCGAGAAGGUCUCAAAGAGACGAAGGUUUUCACGAAAGUCACAAAUCCUUGCCGGAUUUGUACGCCAGGACAAGGGCUGACGAGGAGGAGCUGAUCCGGCAGCGAGGAUACGACACAUCGCAAUAUUACGACGAAUCUUCUAGCCCCCAAGACUACGAUAGACAAUUGUAUCGUGAAGGAAACCGAUCUUCAGGUGUAUACAAAAGUAACAGCAGCUGUAAUCGAAGUAACAGUAGCUGUAACCGCAGCAACAGUAGCUGCAAUCGCAGCACAAGCAGCUGCAACAACCGCGACAGCGGAGGAUCAAGCGGUCAUUUUACACACAGCCGAAGCAGCGAACACGCCAGUACCCUCCCGCCAUUAUCAACAACCCCUGGAGCAAAUCACAACUCCAACCUACUAACAGAGCCUUAUCGUCGAGACAGCGGUUCAUCCACUCAACAUUCGUACGAUAACAGUUAUCAUUCGAUAAAUCAUACAACAAACAACCCCGUAGAAUACACAUCACACAAAUACAAACCCCAAGAAGAUUACAACUCUCUGGAUUACAGAACUGAUUACAAUAACCGAUUCGAUCACAGGUAUACUACGAGGACACAUGAUCACAAUUUUGGUAACAAGUACGAUCUAACAGAUCACAAGGUUAACGUUUAUAAUUCCUUAAACUACAAACCUGUCAGUGAUAAAUACAAUCACAAAUCAAUCUACAGCGAUCACAACAGAUCAAAUUAUUACCAGCCUCCCACAGACCAUUGUGCGAAACCUGUGCAUCCAAGCGAUUGUGAUAAUAACACUUCUAGGUACACUUUUACUCAUCACGAAGGCUAUCAUCACAACAGUAAUAGAUACAUGAUGAACAUGAAUCAUCAGAAUGUGUAUGAAGGAGGUGGUGGUGAUAUUUGUUGUGAUGAGAAUUGUGAAAUUUUUGCCAUGGAUGGGCAAGCUAUGCAGUUUGAAAGGGAUUGUGUGGAGUGCCAGAGGAUGUUGUAUGAACAUCGACAACAUUUGGCAAAAGAUGGAACGAGUAAGAAGAAGAAAAGUCAGCAGCAGUUCGAUGUGUGCGAUUGCGAUCCUGCAACGGUAUUCCAAGUACCAGAACAAUUUCAAGACGAUUACAUCCAGGACGCAGCGCCACAGCAACCAAAACACACCUCUUCCAACAAGCAGCACAGCACUAAUAUUUUUGCAUACGAGCAAACUACUUACCUUACCACGAUGACUACUACUAUGACCACGGACUAUCGUAAAGAUUUUCACAAUUCUGGAUCGUCAAGUUUGCCACCUCUGAACGAAGGGUUCGUCCAGAAUGAGAAGGUGGCCAGGAAACCUGGUGAUGGCGGAUUUAUACGUGAGACUUUUAUAUCUACGCCUCAUCGCGGAGAAUCGAAUAAGGAGAGGUGUGAUGGCUAUAAGGGAGGCCCACUUAGUCCCCCACUGGGUACAUUUAAACGCCAACGAUGUCUUCGAUACAAAAAUAAAUGUUCGAGCAAUUCUUCGGGCAGGGAGCGAGAUUCUAAACCUGUAAUCAGAUCCAAGUCGGAUAUCAGCGAUAGAUAUUGCAACAACAAAGGCGAAAAAAUAAUCCGCUGCCGAUCAGCCCAGCAGCCUACACCACCUUCACCGCUCCAUCACCAGCCCACGUCGUCUCAGUCUGCAAAAUCCAUUGACAACCAGAUGUCGCGCGUCGAGAGUUUCUUCGACCGUUUGGGCUUGUCUGAUGAUACUUUUAAGGAAUUGAUGACAGGAAACGAACACGUGAGGUAUAAUUCUAUGGCAUCUCCGGAUCAGAACAGUAAAGUGAGUUCUCCUCCUGUAUUUUUCUCCGAUACGAGUACCGUGGAUUCUUUGGAUCAAUGUGUUUAUGAUUAUACAAAUACUGGUAGCAACAAUGCUCCGGUGCAGAAUGUGGUGAGGGUGAGCGAACCUCCUUCAGUGGUUGAAAGGAAUGCGAGGAUUAUUAAGUGGUUGUGCAACUGUCGCAAGAUGCAAUUGCAAUAG
This is a messenger RNA of Ctenocephalides felis (cat flea), 3028 nucleotides long. Its product is annotated as GATA zinc finger domain-containing protein 14-like. The transcript is spliced from 10 exons. The record is from RefSeq and is a predicted model, not a curated record. Bases 101 to 3028 code for a protein of 975 amino acids. NCBI's taxonomy places the organism in Eukaryota, Metazoa, Arthropoda, Insecta, Siphonaptera, Pulicidae.